ACAAACAACAGGGGCUUGGACUUCUCAAGUUUCAGAGGCAGCGUGCCCUGCGUGGCUACAGCAGCGGGGGCGUGUCCUGCGUGGCUACGUCACCAUGGGCGGGGCUUGGUCCUGAGGAGGAAAACAACAACUGCCGCGUGUGGGAAGGAAGGAAGGUCGGAAGGCAGCGGCGUCGGCCAUGUUUCCAGCGGAGGCGGUGUUGGCGUUGUGGCUGCUCGCGCUCAGCUCGGCUGCCGAGGAAGAGUCGUCCACGGCCACAGGGGUGAAGGUGCCCUCCCCCUCAGAGUCGCCAGAGGCCUUUGGCCCGGCCCUGGAGAGCCUCCCGCCUUCCCGGAGCGAAGCGGCCGCCGUGGAGCCGGUCGUGGGGAGGGGCCCCGGGGGUGGCAAGAUGGCCGAUAGGAAGAUGCAGAAGAAGGACCUCGGUGUCAUCGGCUAUGUUUUGGGGGUCAUUAUGGUUGUGAUCAUCAUCGCCAUCGGGGUCGGCAUCGUUAUGGGUUACGUCUACAAAAGGGCUCGUGAUCUGAGGUUGCGCCACGCACGGAAGGCGGAGGAGCGUGAGCAGCAGCGUGCGUCGCUCCGCUUGUCGGCCUUUGUGAAUCAGGCGUGUGAGGAGGAGGCCACCGUGUGUGAAGCCACAGCGCUGGAGGCUGGGGAAGGGCCUUCCCCACUCGUGGCCCAGGCAGGCACCCCUGGCGCCUGACAGAACAAUGGCCACCAAGCAGGAAACGCCCAGAGGUCACUUCCGAUACAUUUCUCGGAUUUUUUAUCAUUUACUUCCUGCUUUGGGGGAAGAAGAAAGCGGAAAGAAGUGGACCGUCCAUUCGGUGUCAUUUCGGGCACAAAAUGGGGUCUGGACAGCAAACCGGAUGGAGAUGGAAACUUCUGGAAGGUUCCAGAAAGUUUCAGAAACUUCCUGAAUGUUUCUGAGAAAGUCUGGAAAGUUCCGGAAAGUUCCAGAAAAGAAACGAUUCAGAAACUUCUGGAAGGUUCCAGAAACAAGUUCGAAUGGUUUUUCCUGUGUUGCGGUGGGGGACGAGGACGGCAUUUGAAUGUAUAUUUUGGCUUUGGCUCUCUUUCUUUCUCUGUCCUUUUCUGGACUCGUUAAUCGGCAUUCGUUAAUUUUUCCUCCCGGAAACGAUUGAGAUCAGCUCCAAAGCCAGGUGGGAAAGAGGUCGUUCUCACUUAGGAAAUUCCCCAUAUAAUUUAAAAACUUGCUAAAUAUGGUAAAUAACAAGAAUAAGAUUCAUGAAGGAAGGGAUGUUUUGGGUAAAUUACAAGGACAACAAGGCCACCUUCUUGUUUUUGAUGAGACAAAUGUUGUUUGGGAAGAUUUAAUCGGGAAUUUUCUGAUAAUAUGCAAAUUAAAAUUGGGAAUUUUCCAAGGAAAGAAAUUGUAAAUUAAAUUGGGAUUUUUUUCUCAUCAAAUUGAAAAUUAAAUUGGGAUUUUCUGAUAAAAUCAUUAAAAAUUGAAAUCCAAAUUUUCUGACCAAAUUGGUUUUCAGAUGAAGUAAUUUGAAAAUUAAGUCAGGAUUUUCAGAAAAAUUGGAACAUUUUCCAUCUCAUUCUCUUUUCCAGGUGGUUUCGGAAAUUUCCGAAAGGUUCUGGAAAUGCCUGGAAAGUUUCAGACAGAUUCAUUCAUCUAGGUUCCUAAAUGUCUAAAAUGCAAGCCAAUGUUUUCUUAUGGAUUCAUGUUUAUUCAAAGAAUAUUUCUUUUUAUAUAAAUAUAACAUUUGAAAGACCUUUGAAUAUCGUUUUUCUUUGUCGGUGUUUGAAAACCCUCAUCAAUUGUACGAUUAAAAGAAGGAAACGAUGUUCAA
Molecule: messenger RNA, 1817 nt
Organism: Anolis sagrei ordinatus
Lineage: Eukaryota; Metazoa; Chordata; Lepidosauria; Squamata; Anolidae
Gene: PIK3IP1
Product: phosphoinositide-3-kinase interacting protein 1
Source: RefSeq, a predicted model, not a curated record